AUGCGUCGUCAUAUGGUCAAGGUAGCCCGGGCUCCGCCCAAGCCGGAACAGGUUGUCGUUCAUGGCGCUAAGGACUUGGACGGCCGACUUCCACCUCUGGACGGCAGCCUUGAGGUAGAAGUCGGCCUCGUGCUGGACGCCCUCGAGCUCUUGCAGGUCGCGCUACUGGCCGCGAAGCCGGAUGCCGGCGUGUCAUCCUCCAGGCAACCGCGCCGCCCGUGGCCACCUUUGUGUCCUGGUUCUGCAUCUGGGCUGCCGCCUUACGGCUGUGGCUGGACUUCUAGAGAAGGACGUCGAGGUGACCAGCCCCGCGAACUCGGUGGCGAGCAGCUGGGCCUCGUUGCUCAGCCGCUUCUCAGCUUCGCUGCCGAGUCGAAGUAUCGCGUCGAAGCGCAGACGGGAUGCCAGAAAAGGUCGUGGCUGGGAAAAGUAUGGUUCGCCUUGGAGAGAAAGAUGGAUUGUACAGCAUGUGCCCGAGGUAAGCGUCGCAGUAAGCUCUACGACCUCCCAUAUGGAAUUGGCAAGUGUCCCGUUGCUUUCGAUCCCGAUUUUAUCAAUCUGACGAUGGUGAUAUGCUGCUGCGGCUCCCGAGGAGCGAUUACGGUUGGAUCUAGAGGUAAGGGGCGGAUCGGAGCUGAAGCUGACGCUGACACUAAUGUUAAUAGACAAACGGAACAGAUGAAAGCACGUAGGUGGUUGGGUGCCGCCGCGGUACGGAAGCUUAGGCAUCCCGGACCUGCGCGGCCCAAAAACCCGAGCGGGCAAUACCAAGAUCGUAGAGAAGUUCAGUAUCGUGGUACAAUAACCUGGAGGCGUCGGGACAGUCGGACCGCGGCUCGUAGUGUUCGAGAAGGCGAGGCUCUUGGAGACGGCGCGUGUUACGAUAGCAGCGGAGCAGCGGCUACAAGAGAAGAUGAGACGCGGGAGCGGGAGCGGGAGCGAGAGCGGGAAGUAAAGCCGAUUACCGGAAACCCCGAAAGUAAGGCUGCUAGUGAUGAUAGAUACGAGAAGACGGAUGAUAAGGAUUAG
Molecule: messenger RNA, 1029 nt
Organism: Drepanopeziza brunnea f. sp. 'multigermtubi' MB_m1
Lineage: Eukaryota; Fungi; Ascomycota; Leotiomycetes; Helotiales; Drepanopezizaceae
Source: RefSeq, a predicted model, not a curated record